Messenger RNA from Coccidioides immitis RS, 645 nucleotides. RefSeq lists its product as uncharacterized. The record is from RefSeq and is a predicted model, not a curated record. The transcript is spliced from 4 exons. Bases 1 to 645 code for a protein of 214 amino acids. NCBI's taxonomy places the organism in Eukaryota, Fungi, Ascomycota, Eurotiomycetes, Onygenales, Onygenaceae.
AUGGGUCAUGCGACUGCUGGUGCACAGAUCUUUUCCGGGAACUCCUGGAUUCGAAGGCUGCACUCCGCAGAUCCCUUUGGAUUGGAGGACAAAUUUGGUCUCCGGUGCGCAGGGAGCGUCGGGCAAGUCAAUAGAGAUUGUCGAAAGGGCAUCGAAGGCCAACUGCAGUUAUCGAGCUUCGAUGCUCGAUUAUCCGACUUUAUCCAUAUCCUGAUUGUUUUCGACCACUCAUCCGGAGUCCCUGCGCAGACUGGUAACAUCUACAUAUCCCUUAAGAGGAGCCUCCGCCAAGGAUCCUGGGCAAAAAUGCUUGCUUUUCUUUUGUCCAUGAAGCCAGAAGUUAAGUCAACCUCUCCUACAUCAAUUUCUGAAUGGAAUCCGCUGCUGCAUUCUUCUACGCCCAUCGACAUUGGAAUGAAGAACCAGUCGAGAACUUACCAUAAAGUCGAAUAUCACAUCUUCCACAGAACCUCCUCAUGCCGAUCCCUCUCUCCACUUCCCCAGAAAAUCAACUGGCCUAAAAGGAAGUUCAGCUACGCCAAUCAUAUCUUCAUCCUCAGAUCGAACCUCACCAUUGACAGGACAUACCCGGAACUCACAAAAUCGCUUGCUUUACCUUCAAGCUUGUUUAGGUCGUUGGAUUGA